Messenger RNA from Loxodonta africana (African savanna elephant), 1981 nucleotides. Its product is annotated as putative serine protease 47. The record is from RefSeq and is a predicted model, not a curated record. The transcript has 3 exons. Gene Ontology annotation, biological process: proteolysis. Lineage: Eukaryota; Metazoa; Chordata; Mammalia; Proboscidea; Elephantidae. The coding region runs from base 19 to 405 and encodes 128 amino acids. Gene Ontology annotation, molecular function: serine-type endopeptidase activity.
UAUUGGACCUGGGCAGUGAUGAUGGGUGCUGAGGCGGCUCGGCCUGCUCGAAACAGUCCGCGCACCCUGUUCUGGCUGCGCCAGGUACAGCUGCUGCUGCAGCUGCUGUUGCCUCUGACCGAGGCCGCCUUGUGGCCGGGAGAGGCUCCGUCUGCCGCCCCUCCUGUCAAAGAGCGCCUUCUCCUCGCCCCCUCCCAGGCUCCAGUGCAGCUGCUUCCACCCUUCCGUCUCCAGGAGGGCAAGGUGGACCUCAUUGAGAACAAAUUCUGUAAUCUCUUAUAUGGACAAAGGACAGCUGGAAGCAAAAUCUACUCUCUGCAUGAGGAGAUGUUGUGUGCUGGGGACUUCUCGACAGGAAAGGCCAUUUGUCGAGACUGCUUUCCCUCUCCCAGACCUCUGAGUUGAGGAGGAAUAAAGUCUACCAGGGUCCACAUGUCCUCACCAGAGACUUGAAUCUUCAGGGCCACUGACUGGGGCAGAAGACAGCCAAGGACAGCCUAAGCCUGGAAAUCUAGAGACCUGUGACAUGGCUAUCAGUUCCACACUCACACAGCCCAUGGAGGUGGAACCAGAGUGGUGGUAGGAGAAACAUAACUGGAGUACACACAUUCAUGGAGGCAUAGGGCAAUACCCCAUGUCAGGGACAGGCAUCGUGAAGCCCCAAGGCCAGCCAGAUUUGGGACCAAGGUCCCCUCCUCUAUCUUCAAAACUGGUCACAAGUGUCCUCACAUCCAGAUUCCACAAGACUCCAGGGGCCCUGGCUGGCAGGAUUUCCAGCCCCGGGGUCCAGAACCCCACGCUAAAGCAGUGUGCCACAGGAGGCUGUGGACCAUCAGAUGGCAAAAUUAUAGGCAAAUAAAUGAGGGUUUCACUCUAUUAUGCCCUUACCCUCUUUGGAUGAGGGCAUGCUUUGCCACCUAGUUGGAUGUGGCAUUCAUGUAGAAAGGCAGAGCGUGUGGGUGCGAGCGAUGUGCACGCUGAGAAGAUGAAAUGUUGGAGACCAGGCAAAGGAGGAGCCUCUGACAGGUAUGUGUGAAAGUUUUCUGCCUAGUCCCUUGGGAGGGUUUUCCAGAUAAAAAGUUUCAGCUGAAGAAGCAGUCACAAAACCAAUGGAGGCAGAAUCAGAGAAAUGGGAGGAGAAACGUAGUCAGAGAGUGCACACAUUCACAGAGGAGCGGGCCAAUGGCCAGGGUCGGGGACAGGCGUCGUGAAGCCCCAGGGCCUGCCAGACUGGGGACUAAGCCUCCCUCCAGCACCAGGAACACUGGUCACCAGUGAACUCACAUCCACAUUCCGUAGGCCUCCAGGGGCCCUGGCUGCCAGGAUAUCCGGCCCUGGUGUCCAGGACCCCAUGCAAAAGCAGUGUGCCGGGGGAGGUUAAGGACCAGCGGACGGCAAAAAUAGGAAAAGAAGCCAGGUUCUCACUUGAUUAUGCCAGUCCCAACUUUGGCCGAGUGGCACCCUUCAUGUCCCAGUUGGAUGUGGCAUUCAUGCAGAGAGGCAGAGCGUGUGGGUGCACUGAGAAGAUGAAAUGGUGGAGACCAGGCUGAAUCUCUAGACCCAAGAGAAGCCUCUAGCAGGUAUGCAUGAAUGGCUUCUGCCUAGUCCAUUGGGUAGGUUUUCAGGAUACAAAGUGUCACCUGAAGGAUCAGUCAGUGGAUGGUCUCCCAUCAACACAGAAGCUCAACCUGCCCAGGUUCUGGACGUGUAAAGCUUCCUCAUCAGGUGCCAGAUGCUGAAGACCCUGUGGAUGGGCUACCUUCCAUUCUCUGCCCUUGGGAAACCAAUAUUCCCCAAGGCCUACACUCCUCCUUCAACGGGCUCUCUCUCUUGAUGCCUUAGUUUUGAUGUUUCUCAUUGGCACAAUUCAAAGAUGUUGCACAGCUGACAGAGACCAAGAGAGACAAUAGGGGCUGAAUGGGCAUAACUUGCAUCCUGAUGUCCUCAAGUAAGUGCCUUGAAACUCUGUAUCUCAAGCCUU